ACCACUUCUAAGUCCAUGUAUUCAGCACACACAUCAAAAAUGCAGUACAAUCUUGUGGUACAUUUGGUGUUUUUGUCUGCUUUAUUUGAAACAGCACAGGCACAUUACGGAUAUGUCCAAAUUCGCUGUCAAAUACCUGACUCUCAAAAAAACCUUGAAUAUAUCUUCUCGGUCACCUACAACAUGAUUGAAUAUCUGAGAUACAACAGCACUGAGGAUAAGGCUGUUGGUUACACCGAAUAUGGAAAGAAAUGGGCAGAGGACUAUAAUAAAAACAAGAUUUUAACUUCAGAAUCAGCAUUUGUGCUGAACCAAUGCAAAAGAUUUGGAGAUUUAAUUGAACCUAAUGUAGGGGUGACAGUACCACCAGAAGUCAUUAUCCAGUUGGACAGGGAAGCUAAUGGGAAUCAGAAAGCUGUUCUGGUGUGCAGUGCUUAUGACUUCUACCCCAAACCCAUCAAGCUGACAUGGAUAAGAGAUGAUACAGAGGUGACGGCGGAUGUGACCUCCACUGAGGAGCUGGCUGAUGGAGACUGGUACUACCAGAUUCACUCCUUCCUGGAAUACUUUCCCAAACCUGGAGAGAAGAUCUCCUGUGUGGUGGAGCACGCCAGCUUUCAAAGACCCAUGGUCUAUCACUGGGAUCCUUCUCUAUCCGAGUCUGAAAGGUCUAAGAUAAUUCUUGGGGCUGUGGGGCUGGUGAUGGGGGUCGUGAUGGCAGCCGGAGGACUGAUCUACUAUAAAAGAAAACACACAGGCUUUUACAGACUUCCAGUUUGUUUAUUUCCACUGCAAACAAUGGAUGGCACUGAAUAGCAGUAGGUCAUAACAUCUGGGACUGCGACAUCCAUCCAUACGACUCGAGAGAACCAUCGAUUAAGCAUGAGGACUGUAUGACAACAAUCAGGCAUCAGUCAUCUGUGCCUCAUCUCCUGAUUGUUCAUAUAUUCUAAUUUAAUAAGCAGUCAAUUAAAUAGGCAUUUAACUCUUUAUAGUCACUGUCACCUCUCUUAUGGCUUUUGCAUUUGCACAUGAAAAAAAAAAACUUUGAGACCAUCUUGCCAUUGAGCUAUUAUGUAAAAAUAUGACAGGUAAAAAUAUUCUUUUUAAAUGUUUAUUUUAUGCUUUAAAUGCCAUUCAAAAAGCAUGCAUCUGUAAAACUUCUACAAUAGGCCUACUAUAAUAAAAAUGUAUUUUAAUUGAUUACUUAUAUGACCAGCCAAACUUACUGAUAAA
Molecule: messenger RNA, 1236 nt
Organism: Ctenopharyngodon idella (grass carp)
Lineage: Eukaryota; Metazoa; Chordata; Actinopteri; Cypriniformes; Xenocyprididae
Product: rano class II histocompatibility antigen, A beta chain
Exons: 5
Coding region: 16-816 (266 amino acids)
Biological process (GO): antigen processing and presentation of exogenous peptide antigen via MHC class II; immune response; immunoglobulin production involved in immunoglobulin-mediated immune response
Cellular component (GO): MHC class II protein complex; membrane
Molecular function (GO): MHC class II protein complex binding
Source: RefSeq, a predicted model, not a curated record